Schistocerca piceifrons (Central American locust) is the source of this 4241-nucleotide messenger RNA. RefSeq names its product open rectifier potassium channel protein 1 (gene Ork1). The record is from RefSeq and is a predicted model, not a curated record. Bases 2136 to 4241 code for a protein of 701 amino acids. Gene Ontology annotation, biological process: potassium ion transmembrane transport; stabilization of membrane potential. Gene Ontology annotation, molecular function: potassium ion leak channel activity. Gene Ontology annotation, cellular component: membrane. NCBI's taxonomy places the organism in Eukaryota, Metazoa, Arthropoda, Insecta, Orthoptera, Acrididae. The transcript is spliced from 11 exons.
GGCGACGGCGGCGCCCGCCAGUGCCAUGGUCGCCUCAGCCACUGGGAGCCAGGCGCACAGGUCCAGCUGCCGCACGCAGCUUCGCUACUCAGUGUCCGGCUGUUGCAGGACUGGGACGCUCUCUUGAGGGUAGUAGACGCGUCAGCUGUCGCCGGAGUGACAGGUGGCGUCCCCGCGUGCCUGUUGACAAGUGGCUUCCCAUUUGACUGUUGACAUUUUGUAGCCGCAUUUGACUGUUGACAUUUUGUAGCCGCAUUUGACUGUUGACAUUUUGUAGCCGCAUUUGACUGUUGACAUUUUGUAGCCGCAUUUGACUGUUGACAUUUUGUGCCCCCAUUUGAUUGUUGACUUGUGGCACCCCAUUUGAUCUUAGCUGAUGGUGUUCCAAUUUCAAAGUUAACGUGACUAGGGUUUGAUGCCUAUUUGUAUCGCUGUGUAAGUCCCUAGCUUCAAGACGACCUCUGUAUCUCCAGAGCAGAUUGUUGCACUGACCACAUUAACACGUGUGAUGUAAUUAGUUCUGAACACACAACCACUGCAUCAGGUUAACCUCCAGUGGCAUAUCUCAUCAUACUUUCGUACUUGGGAUGCCUGAGACAUUAUGUUGCGUUUCAAGAACUGCCACCUUAAAGUGUGUGACAGUCGUUAUCAAUAAUAGAAAAACGAGUCCAGUAUUUUGACACUACCUUCAGAUGUCCAAGGUACACGGCAUUCGAAUAUCUCAGUUUACUGCAUCAAGAGUGAACACGGUGUAAAUGUAACUGGUAAUAACGCACAGGAUAGAUCUCGUCUACCAGGUUUGUAACGUAGACUUCACGACAUUGCCAAGCGUGUGUUAUUAAGCUACUCAUUGUGUGUAAUAGUUAAGACAGAGUGAAGAUCUCAGUGGUUAAGGAGAAACUUAUCAAAAUUCUGUGACAAACAGCUGCACAGAUAGAUUUUCAUGUACGCUGUACUGUAAGACAGACGGAAAAGAGCUGGUCAGUUGACAUAUAUAGAAUCAGGAGGAUGAAAGUACACAUUAUAGUGUGAUUAUUUCGUGGUAGUUGCGUUUACUCGCUUGGAGUCGUCUAUCAGUGUUGACAGAUGUGUGUCAGUGUACUACUCAGCGUCCUGUUUAUGGUUAGCCAGCACGGUUACUGAACAGUAAGCACCAAAGUGACUACAGAAGAAACUGACUGAAGUGCUCUGCUACGUGAACACUCACACAGCCCAUCACGUAUCCGGUCUCUCAGCUCAGGAAGCGCACAGACUACAGCUCAUUCGAGUGUGACUGCUGCUUCUAGUCUGACACACUGUAAGAAUUUGUAUUGGUUACCACAUGAAGUACUUGUCCACCUUCAGCACUCGAAGACUUUCAUUUCCUUGUGAGAGAUUACGUACUGUUCGAAUCAUUCUAUAUUAUCUACAAAACUUUUUUUUGUUUGGUGGCAGAACAUACCGAUACUGCUCAGCCACGAAUUUAUUUGUACUGCAGCGAGUUAACAUACAGUACACAAUUAGAUAGGUUCUCGAGAUCUGAACGGCUGGAGAUUUUUAUCGGUCUAGAGACAACUUUGAUAACGUGGCGUCAGGCAGAGUGCUGGCUAAUCAGAGGGUGCACUCAACUUUCGAUGAUCUUUCCCUCAGAAUUACCUCGUAGCAACUGCUACCGCUACAUUCCACAUUCAAUACUGUUUGUUUAACAGAAAUUGUUUCCCGCCUACGGGACACUCUCCGGCCAGUCUAGAGCUGCGUUAUUUUCUGCGGUGCACAGUUGUUAUUUGGUCGAGAAGCGUCGCGGGCAGACUGGGUUGUUUUUGCGCACAUCUCUCGGCAGUAUCGGAGGUGUUUUUUUUAUCAUCUGAUCAGUUCCUAAUCUGUACAGUAACGAGCUUUCCAAGGGCUCGACAUUUAAUGGCGCCGGCAUCGGACGACAGGCAGUGCUGUAGCUUGCAGUAGCUAAGCAGCAAGUGACUGGAGACUCCAGCAGCAUCCAGUGAGGAGUACUGGACGUUGCGGUGGGAAGUGUAGUGUUGUGUUGUGCUGAGAUGUGUGACGAGGUUCGGUGAUCCGGACAACCGCCGCAGCCGACUCGAGUGUUGCUUUGGUUUCGGCACUGAGUGGAGACGUCGUCAGCAGUGACCGGAGGCGAGAUGUCCGAGAAGCAAUGGCUGGCGCUGCUGCUGCUCUUCGUGACGUACCUGCUGUUCGGCGCCGGAGUCUUCUACUACAUCGAGCGGCAGGCCGAGAAGGUGACCAGGGCCGCCGACAUCCUGCAGCGUGACCACAUCAUCGACAUGGUGGACCACUACUACUGGCCGCAGAACAAGACGGCGCAGCGGCUGUUCCUGGAGGACCUGUCGGACUUCUGCGGCCGCGACAUGACGGACCCGCCCCCGGAGGACAGCAGCCCGGAGCCCAAGAAGUGGACCUUCUACAACUCCUUCUUCUUCGUGGUCACCGUCGUCAGCACAAUAGGUUAUGGUAACCUGUCUCCCACGACGGACGCCAGCCGCCUGCUGAUGAUCUUCUACGCACUCAUCGGGAUCCCCAUGAACGGCAUCCUGCUGGCCACGCUGGGUGACUUCUACAGCAGGGCGCUGGUGAAGGUGCACCGGCGCUACAAGAGCAAGGAGAGCCAGUACCGCUACCACUCGCGCACCUGGCUCAUCACGGACACGCUCAGCUACCUGGUGCCCGGCGUCGUCGUCUUCAUCUUCCUGCCCGCCGCCAUCUUCAGCUUCAUGGAGGACGACUGGGACUACGCCAUGUCCGUCUACUACGCCUUCGUCACGCUCACCACCAUCGGCUUCGGCGACCUCGUCGCUGGACAGACAAACAUGGGCUUCCAGACGGGCUGGUUCCUGCUGUACCAAAUCAUGCUGCUGGUGUGGGUGAUCUUCGGGCUGGGCUACCUGGUCAUGAUCCUGGGCUUCAUCACGCGCGCGAUGCGCUCCAAGCGGAUGGCCCGGCUCGAGCACAAGCUGGCGCACAACCUCAAAGUGACGCAGGCGCGCCUCUGGCACGGCAUCGCCAAGGACGCCGUCUAUCUGCGCAGGGUCAUCAACGAGAUGUACCUCCAGAAGCUCAAGCCGGUGUACCGCGACGACGAGCUGGCGUGCGCGCGCGCCCUGCGGACCCGCAGCAGCUCGGAGCCCUGCCUGCACACCGCCGGCGGCAGCCCGGGCCUGCGCCGGCGCGCCAACUCCGACUUCCUGGGCGGCGUGGGCUCCGGCGGCGGCCGCGGCCGGCUGCCCAGGGUGAUGUCCGAGACCGACCUGGGCCGCAUCGACCGCGCCGCCACGUUCGCCACGGCCAGGGCGGCCAUCCGACCCGCGGAGCUGCUGGCCCGCGUCGUGGGGGCGCUCAGCAACGCCGCCGCCGCGUCUUCGCACCACCUGGACUCGCCGGAGAGCGACACGGACUCGGACGCGACGCAGCCGGCGGACAGGGAGGCGACCGGCAGCGGCGGCGUCCACGGCUUCAGCGACGAAGACAUCCUGGCCUCUGAGCGCGGCUGGCGCGGCUCCGGCUGGACCGUCGGCGGCUUCAGCAUCGGCGGCGGCGUGGCCAAGCCGGCGCCGAAGUUCCGAGCUCGGGCAGCGAGCGAAGCGCGGAUCCCGGCGUGGGGCGGCGCGGCCCCCGGGGGCGGCGGCUACAACGCAGAGUGGACGUGGACUGGGGGCGGUGUCCCGCCUUCCAAGUGGGUGCACCAGCUCGUUCGCCAGAAGUCCGCCAUACCGGAGAAGCCGCCGCUGGAGGAGGAGGACUCGCUGCCUCGGCCGGCCACCGCCCCCGCGCCUCCCCCGCAGUCGGCGCUGCAGCGCCUCAGCCAUGCGCCGCGGGCGUGGCUGCAGCGCUUGCGACGCGCCCAGGGCCGCCGCAACACCGACGACGCGGACGUCGACGGCGAGCCGCGCGCCGCCCCCAGGCCGUCACUGCUCAAGCGCAUGUCGCUGCCUGCGCCGGACCUGCUGUCCAUGCGGCGUGGCAGCUCGCUCAUGCCCGAGCCGCAGUACGUCACCAUCACCGGCGCGGCGCAGGCCCGCGGCCACACGGAGCACAUGGGCAGCGUGCUGGAGGAGACGUCCCUGGCGGACUUCCUGCGCGCGCUCUCCUCUGUGCACGACCGGUUCGCGGUCGCCGGCAUCGCCGACGAGUCUCCCGGCUGCCGGAAGCGGCGCAAGAUGGGCACCGCGUCGCUCACGCCGCCGCUGCUGCACCACUCCCUAGAUGCAUUGCCAGAAAAAGGGUCUUAA